GACCACGAAUUUGACUUUUGACGUAUUGUUCGUCCCAGUCUUUGUUCCAGUCUUUGUUUUCGCUCUCCUUAUAUCUUCCGGUCUCUGGUGGAAAGACCGCGCUCGCCUUCUCUCGUGCCGAGUACUACGUGUAACAAUCUUGACCAUGUCUCAAUUCAGCCACCCAGCUCCAGUGUCUACGAAAAUCGAUGUCGUUAUCCUUGACCCUCUCAUCGCAGACUCAUCGCUCUUCCUUAAUAGAAUCAUCACGAAUGACCUUCUCUAUACCAACGUCUUCGCCUACUGCACACCAGCGUCCCUCUUCCGCCUUGCUCGUGUUUGCAAAGCGGUACAUGACGCAGUAAAGGACUACAUACAACGCGCGUUCAAUCUCAACAAGCUUCUCUCAAGAUUCUUCAUAGAUCCGAUUGCCUUCAGAAGAAUGCAACAAAGCACGAGUACGCUCAUAUCAGGCUCAACAGCUCUUCAGUUCUUCGAUCGGUCGUUCUACCCCGAUUCAGACCUCGACCUCUACGUCCCUAUGAAGUUCAGGUUGUAUGUUGGGCAAUGGCUCAUGGGCGUUGGGUACACGUUUGUGCCGAACAGCAGCCAAUCAGCCAAGUUCGAGUUAGCUGUCAUAGACCCUACCGUCAUUAUCACCCAGGGCUUAGGCACGUACUCUGGGAUGGUUGGCGUUGCCGCAGUCUUCACUUUUGUCAAGCCAUCGCAAACCGAGGCGGGUAAGGAGCUUAAGGUUCAGGUCAUCGUCUCCGUUCGUGCGCCUAUGGAGAUCAUUCUAUACUACCACUCAACGGUCGUCAUGAAUGUGAUCACAUAUGAGAAAGCGUACUCUCUCUACCCUAUACCAACUUUCGAAGAACGCCGCUCCUUGAUUUGCCGCAGCUGGGGCAUAAAGCAAGAGGAAGGUAUCGAGAAGUACGAAGAUCGCGGCUGGGAAAUGCUUAGCCGUCUUCCGUCCGGAGAAUCUCUCGAGAAGUCAUCCUUCCUCAUAGGCUCUCGAUGGAUUGGCGACGAAGAUGUCUGGGAAAUCGAUCUCGACAUGGAAGGCAUUCCUUCAACUGUCCGGGCGCGCAGUGAUUCCUCUAAACCUCUCACCCACGAUCCGGCUAGCGUCACGAGCUGGAAACUGCACUGUGGACAUUUUGAAGGUGCCGUCAUGGUGACCAAUACCCUAAAAUCUGAAUACCUCUUCCAUCAAUAUAUCAGCCAAGAUGGUGGAUUCUUAAGUUCCUUGGAGUAUCAUGCGGAUAAGCAUAAGAAAGGGGAGUCUGUGGAAGGUCCACAGAGAUAUUAUGACGAGGAGUUCAUACAGAUGCUCCAGAAGUCCUUCUCGACUGUCAAGGACUUCAUUUAGCUGACAGGUAUUUAUACCUGAGUUUUUAUGGUCACAACUAUUAUUUGUGUAUUCUCAUCCUUUCUCUUUUUUCUACAGAUGCACUAUUUGCUUUCAUGUGAUCUUACCCUCAUUGUAUGUCAUGAAAUAUCUAGAAUGGUAGACUUUUAAGAUGAUAUGAUAUUCUAGAAUUAAUCAUCAUCCUGAAGGAGCCUAGCACCAGAGUGAGAAGGUAGCAUAUAGUCCUUAGCCACUGUUUCCACUAUAGCUUGAAGCCCACUCUGAAAUUGGAAAUGCAAGAGACACAGUGAUAUAUACUC
Molecule: messenger RNA, 1653 nt
Organism: Somion occarium
Lineage: Eukaryota; Fungi; Basidiomycota; Agaricomycetes; Polyporales; Cerrenaceae
Source: the annotation of a GenBank genome assembly